AUGGAGGAACCAGGAAGGAGAGAACCUUCUAAGCAAGCUGGAGAAACAACCCCUCUUGAUCAUGAGAGGGGGAAUGGAUCUGAAUCAGAGGAGCAGGAGCAGAACCAAGAGGAUUCAGGACAGCAUGAUCAUGAGGAGACACAGGAAGUAGAGAAUGUUGUUCAGUCUAGUGGAGAUGAGCAAGGAGAGUCUACUGGUACAGAGGAGAGUCAGGCUCAGUCAGGUGGAAAUGAGCAGGGAGAACCUACUGGUUUAGGAGAGGAAACACAAGAUAAUAUUCAGGCUGAAGAACAGAGGGAGUGA
Molecule: messenger RNA, 303 nt
Organism: Brassica rapa (field mustard)
Lineage: Eukaryota; Viridiplantae; Streptophyta; Magnoliopsida; Brassicales; Brassicaceae
Product: submandibular gland secretory Glx-rich protein CA-like
Source: RefSeq, a predicted model, not a curated record